GUUAAGGGCGCGAGCGGCGCGCGGGAACGGCAACCAGGCUCCGCUCCGGCUCUUCACACACACACACACACACACACGGAGGCAGGUGGAGCAGCUUUGCCACAGAGACAACCCCUGGAAGGAAAAGGAAAAAGGGGGGAGAAAAAAAAAGCGUCUGUGGAGUCUAUACGGCGUGGAUAUUAAACAAAGAACGUCCUCAGCUGGUUCUCGAGGUGACACCGCUGCACGACGAGCAGGCCUGGGCAACAGAGGAUUGUGGUAAUGGCAUCUAUCCCCGCUGUGAUGUGUCUUUGAUCAGAGGAACAUUGGCAGACCGUCUCUGGAAGGAACAGUAGAGGAGUUAAUGAAAGUCAUGCGUUCCAACUGCUUUACCGACUGCGAACAAACCAACAGCGAAUGAAACCCAAUUCGUAGUUCAUCUAAAUGUGCAGUGUUGCAAACUGAACAUGUGGAAUCGAGUAAUAUUUUGAGACUGACUUGGAUUUUGGAGGACUUUUCCUAAAUGUAUCCUUCCAUGGAAAUACUCAGAGAAAAAUCAGGAUGGAGAAUCGAGUCAAAAGAAACCGUUAGAUACUAGGGAGAUUUAGAAUCCGAGGCCAUCUAUUUGCACAGUGCUAUUUUCGAAAAGGCCAAAUACAUUAACACGCCACGCUGGGAAUAAAUUUCUCCUCUGCUGUGGAGAAACGGAACAUUAGAAAAGCAGGAUUAGGAGCGUGCUUGAAUGAUGAUGGCAAGGAAGUGGAGGUGUAGUGGGAGGCGACUGCGGAUCUGGGUGCUGCUGUUGCUGCUGGCGGCUUCAUCACUGGCACUGGAGUUUGACGGCCUGCCAGGCCAGUGGGCACGUUAUGGGCGUUGGGAAGCUGGCGCUACGGGUGAACUGAGCUUUGCGAUGAAGACCAACGUGAGCGAAUCCGUGCUUCUUUACCUGGACGACGGUGGCAACUGCGACUUCCUGGAGCUGCUGAUCAGCGACGGUCGUCUGCUGCUGCGUUUUGCCCUGCACUGCGGCGAGCCCGCUACUCUCCACAUGGAGACACGCGUCAGCGACCAGCGCUGGCACCGGGUGCAGCUAGUGCGCAACUACCGCCACACCACGCUGACGGUGGACAGUGAGGCCAAGGUUGCCGAGGUCAAAUCCAAGCGUAAGGAGAUGGUUGUUGCAAGCGACCUGUUUGUGGGUGGAAUUCCUCCCGACGUACGCCUUUCGGCUCUUACCUCCAGCACCGUCAAAUACGAGCCUCCGUUCCGGGGUCUGAUCGCCAACCUAAAGCUCGGAGAAUCUGCUCCUGUCCUUCUGGACAGCCAGGGUGUGAAGAUCGAUCUGGAGUACCUUUGCACCAAGCAGAACCCCUGUAGCAAUGGAGGACACUGCUCCGUCUACCAGAGCGAUGUCCUGUGUGACUGUACCAACACCGGCUACAAGGGAAAGUACUGCACUGAAGCUGUCCAACAAGUCUUAGAAGGUCUGGCGCACCUGAUGUUAAAGAGCCAAGCCCCAGGACCUGCUCCACUGAAGGCCACUGCAGCUGCAGGUGUUACCGAACCAGGGCGAGCCGAGUCAGUGGCCACAUUCAAGGGCAGCGAGUUCUUCAGCUACAACCUGUCACAGACGCCCAUCCAGAGCAGCUCGGACGAUAUCACGCUAUCGUUCCGUACGGUCCAGCGCAACGGCCUGCUGCUGCACACAGGAAAGGGGGCUGAUUACGUCAACCUGUCAUUGAAGAACGGCGCCGUGUGCCUCGUCAUCAACCUGGGCUCGGGCGCCUUCGAAGCACUGGUGGAGCCAUCAGAUGGCAAGUUUAAUGACAACGUGUGGCACGCCGUGCGCAUCGCCCGCAACUUGCGCCAGGUCACUAUAUCUGUGGAUGGCUUACUGACGACCACAGGCUACACCCAGGAGGACUACACCAUGCUGGGCUCAGAUGACUUCUUCUAUGUGGGAGGCAGCCCAAACACAGCCGACCUACCCGGCUCUCCGGUCAGCAACAACUUCAUGGGCUGCCUGAAAGACGUGGUCUAUACCAAUAACGAGUUUAGGCUGGAGCUCUCUCGGCUGGCUGAAUUGCGAGACCCCAAAGUGGCCUUACACGGUGAACUGACCUUCCGCUGUGAGGACGUGGCUGCCCUUGAUCCUAUCAGCUUCGAUACAUCAGCCGCCUACGUCAGCCUCAAUCACUGGAGCAGCAAGAAAACCGGAUCAAUCUCCUUUGACUUCCGCACCACAGAGCCCAACGGCCUGCUGCUGUUCAGCCACGGGAACAUGCAGGGUUCACGUGAGCACCGACCUAGGGUUGACUUUUUUGCCAUGGAACUGCUGGACGGCUUUCUGUACCUCCUAAUGGACAUGGGCUCAGGCAGCAUUAAGUUAAAGGCCAGCAAUAAGAAGGUGAAUGACGGAGAGUGGUGUCAUGUGGACUUCCAGCGAGAGGGACGCAAAGGCUCCGUCUCGGUGAACGGCCGCAGCAUGCCCUUCUCCACCAACGAAGGCAGCGAGAUCCUGGACCUGGAUGGUGAGAUGUACCUUGGCGGUCUCCCUGAGGAAAGCAAAGCUCUUCCUCUACCCCCCGAGGUGUGGACAGCAUCUCUGCGAUUGGGCUUCGUGGGCUGCAUGCGGGACAUGUUUGUGGACGGUCGGAGCCAGGACCUGCGGCGUCUGGCCGAGCUGCAGAGCGCGGCAGGCGUCAGUGUCUCCUGUACACGUGAGACCCACCGGCGCUGCAGCACCGAGCCCUGUUCCCACGGCGGCCACUGCCACGAAGGGUGGAACCGCCACAUAUGCGACUGCACCGGCACCGGAUACCUGGGGCCCAACUGUGAAACUGAGUCCACAGUGCUGAGUUACGAUGGCAGCAUGUUUCUGAAGGUGCUCAUGCCUCGCGCCAUGCACACGGAAGCCGAGGACGUCUCACUGCGCUUCAUGUCCCAGAGGGCUUACGGCCUGCUCAUGGCCACCACCUCCUCAGAGUCCGCCGACACCCUGCGCCUGGAGCUGGACGGGGGAAAAGUCAAACUCACCGUCAACUUAGAUUGUAUCGGGAUAGACUGUAACCUUAGUAAAGGACCGGAGACUCUCAAUGCAGGGCACAAGCUGAAUGACAAUGAGUGGCACUCUGUGAAGGUGGUGCGCCGGGGCAAGAGCCUGCAGCUCUCAGUAGACAAUGUGACUGUGGAAGGCCAGAUGAGCGGAGCACACACGCAGCUGGAGUUCCACCACAUCGAGACUGGCAUCAUGACAGAGCGCCGUUUCAUCUCCGUCAUGCCAUCCAACUUCAUCGGCCACCUCCAAGGCCUUUCGUUUAACGGUGUACCCUACCUGGACCAGUGCAAGAACGGCGACAUAUCGUACUGCGAGCUGAACGCUCGCUUCGGCAUGCGUCGCAUCGUGGCCAAGCCGGUGAGCUUCAGGACCAGAAGCAGUUACCUGGCACUGUCCACCCUGCAGGCCUACACCUCCAUGCACCUGUUCUUUCAGUUCAAGACCACCAGCCCUGACGGUCUGCUGCUGUUCAACUCCGGAGAUGGCAGCGACUUUAUUGUGGUGGAGCUGGUCAAAGGGUACAUUCAUUACGUCUUCGACUUGGGCAACGGGCCAUCGCUCAUGAAGGGCAACUCCGACAAGCCACUCAACGACAACCAGUGGCACAAUGUGGUGGUGUCUCGAGAUGACAGCAAUGUCCACACACUUAAGAUCGACUCCCGCACCGUCACCCAGCACUCCAACGGAGCCCGCAACCUGGACCUCAAAGGGGAGCUGUACAUUGGCGGUGUGGGGAAGAGCAUGUACAACAGUCUGCCUAAGCUGAUAGCAUCUCGAGACGGUUAUCAGGGCUGCCUGGCCUCUGUGGACCUCAAUGGCAGGCUGCCGGACCUCAUCAGUGAUGCCCUACAUAAGGUGGGCCAAGUGGAGAAAGGAUGUGAUGCUGGCCCAGGCACUACCUGCUCAGAGGAUUCGUGUUCACAUCAGGGUGUGUGUCUCCAGCAGUGGGAGGGCUUCACCUGCGACUGCACCAUGACCACUUACGGAGGCCCUCGCUGCAGUGACCCUGGGACCACAUAUAUAUUUGGGAAAGGAGGCGCUCUUAUCACAUACACAUGGGCACCGAAUGAGCGACCGAGCACCAGGGCUGACCGGCUGGCCGUGGGCUUUAGCACUCAGUUGAAAGACGCCAUCCUGGUGCAGGUGGAGAGCACACAGGGCCUGGGAGACUUCCUUCAGCUACACAUAGAGCAAGGAAAAAUCUGUGUCAUCUUCAACGUGGGCACUGAUGACAUCACCAUAGACGAACCAGCAGUUGUCGUGAGCGAUGGCAAGUACCACGUAGUGCGCUUCACCCGCAGCGGGGGUAACGCCACCCUCCAGGUGGACAACCAGCCCGUCAUCGAGCGCUACCCAACAGGCAACUUUGAUAAUGAACGGCUGGCUAUAGCCAGGCAAAGAAUCCCAUACAGACUCGGUCGGGUAGUUGACGAGUGGCUACUCGACAAAGGACGGCAGUUAACUAUCUUCAACAGCCAGGCAGCCAUUAAGAUCGGAGGCCAAGAUAAAGGCCGGCCAUUCCAGGGUCAGAUCUCAGGCUUGUACUACAAUGGGCUGCAGGUGCUGAAGCUGGCAGCUGAGGGUGACCCCAGUGUUAAAGUGGAAGGCAACCUUCGUUUGGUGGGAGAUGCGCCAUCUGUACUGUCCACAGAGACCACUUCGGCCACGCCUCCAGCCGCCAUGGACAUGUCCACCACCAUCAUGGAGACCACCACCACCAUGGCCACCACUACUACUCGAAGACAGCGCUCACCCAGCCUCAAGGACAGCAUAACACAGAACUCUGAUGACCUGCUGGUGGCAUCGGCGGAGUGUCCCAGUGACGACGAGGACCUGGAGGAGUGUGAGCCUGGCACUGGAGGUGAAUUAGUGUUGCCCAUAAUUACCAUGGACACCCAAGACCCCCAGUCUGUGGCCCCGCAUUACCCUGCCAUUCCCCCUCCCCCAACAUCCCUGAGCCCCCUCCAGACCACCAAAGAGUCCCUUGUUCUGUCUGAGCCGCGGCCUCCGUGCCCUCCAGACCAGGAGGACUGCGGCGAGCCCAUGGAGGUGUCGGCCUUCGGCUCGGGGGAGAUGACCGAGUCUGAUGAUGAGGACUUCUAUAAAAACUCCCCGAUGGUCACUGAUAGGACAGUGCUGCCUCCUCCCCCUGGCGUGGGCAAAAGCGGAGGCCAAAAGCCUGGUGCCCAUCGCCCUCAUUCUCCCCCUGCCCCCCCUGCCCCAACAACCCACCCUGACCAACUCCACAUCCCCGCAGGUAAAAUGAACACCCGCGACCAGGUGCUCCUCCCCCCAGCCCCAUCCUCCCGCCUCACUCCGGGACUAACUUACCCGCCCGAUUUCCCUCGUGUGCCCACAGCUAGGCCCUCGGCUUCGGUAGAGAGGGGCCUCCCCGGUGCCGUGGAGGUGAUUCGUGAGUCCAGCAGCACCACAGGAAUGGUGGUGGGUAUCGUUGCCGCUGCCGCCCUCUGCAUCCUGAUCCUCCUCUACGCCAUGUACAAGUACCGCAACCGCGACGAAGGAUCCUACCAGGUGGAGCAGAGGCGCGGCUCGGGCAGCGAAAGCAACGGUGCCGUGGUCAAGGAGAAGACGCCUGGCACGACCGCCUCCAUGUCCAAGACCGUCGCAAAGGGGAAGAAAAACAAAGACAAGGAGUAUUACGUCUGAGAGAGGAGUGAGAGAGAAAGAGAGGGAGAAGGACGGCGGGCUGAAGAUUGUAGAGCGUAAAUCACCUCCUCUUCAUUCUCAUCCUCAAACAUUUAAGCCUUCAGUGAAAUUUCCAAAAGUUAUGACACAGUAAGGUAAAUGUGGAGAGAGAGAGAAAGAGAGAGAGAGAGAGAGAUGUAAGGGAAAGUACUAAUGAUAAAGGAAGUGAAUGGUCAUGUCCUGGGUGUCUUACAUAGCCAUUUUAACCUUAUUUCAUCCCCUUUUGUGCCUCAAGGAGAUCAUCCAUUACAUUCUAGAUGAUGAAAUGCCAUUCAUUCUCUUUGCAAUGAAAAUUGCCGCUUCCAGAGCACAGGAAUCUUUAGAGGUUAAUGAAUCACCAUGGAAAGGGAGAGAACUCCGACCACGCUAACUCAUCAGCAGUCCUCUCCGGUGUCUGCUGCUUUCUGAAUCCUUUGGCUAAUUUUAAUGUGAAAUCGAUUAUAUCCUGCAAUUUGAACUAUAUAAGAAAUGUAAUUAUACUUGAUGUCAUUAUUCACACUGAGCGGUAAAUAGUGUGUGAGGUAUCAGGCAAGCAAAUGCUCCUGUUAAUUCACUUCUUUCAGUUAUUUAAUUAUGUGCUUGGUAGGAAAAACAAGCCAACCACUUUUACACCCAAUAUUACUUUGACCGCAUUUCCCACGUUCUUGGGUAUUAGAAAAAGUUUGGAGAAUGUGCUGUGUAGUUUUUGGCCAACUUGAAGUCAAGUAAGGAGAGUGCGAAUUAGAUGCAUGUGUUCGUUCAGAAAUCUGUAUAUGAUUCACCUGACUUGUUAUGCAUUUUAAAUGUAAUUGUGUAACUCGUUGCAUUUCAGAAUUGUAAAUGUGUUUGCUUACACCUUACCAUAUUUUUUUGAAUAUCACCUUACCCCCACACACUUAAAAAAGUAGAUUUCUUUAUAGCCUUACGUCGCUAGCAUUAAUGCACCACGCAAUUUGGUCUUGUAUUUCCUAGGGAUGCAUCGAUACCGUGUUUUUUUUUUUCCAUACUGAUCGAUACUAGUACUGAUACCAAAAUGAGUAACCUAAGAUAGAAUACGUUAUAGUGUUUGAGCCGUAUCUUUAAUAGAGAGACUGGCUGACCGGAGCGUGCACAGGUGCAUCAGCAAACUGGACGUCAGCUAGCAACUCCCACCAGCUAACACAUCUCAGUACUCGCAGAACUGAAGUGCUCGACUCCUCACUUCGCUGGCGUAUUCACGGCACCUUGUAUUCACUUUUAACAAUAACACACCGCUUGCACAGGUCAAGCUGCCUGCAAUUUAUUAAACAUACCGUUUAAACAUGAUGAGAUGUUUUAUCAGGUUAUUUGUAUUGUAGGAAGAUCUUCAAGUAGCUCCACGAGAUAUUUUCAGAGCACUGGUGCUGUCGUGCUUUGCUUUGAUUUCCAUCAUUCAUCGGAAACGAUGGCUGUCAUUUCACGACGUCUCUCCAUUAACGCAACACCGGGAUCCUCGUGUGAAUUUAGAUGAUGCCAUCAAAGCAUUUAUUUUGGUUACGACGAGGCAGAAACAGUAUCAGACCUCAUUCCAGUAUCAGUAUCGAUGCAUCCCUAAUAUUUAGAGCAACUAAACCGCACUACCGGUGAAGUGGAGUUUGGUUUUCGUCUCGUUAUUUGUUCGCCGUUUCAUGAGCUGAAGCCCUGACAGUCUUAGAGUUCUAAUCUAAACCUUUCUGCCAGGCCUGAAAUUGUUCUGUCCUUAGGAUACAGCUAUAAUCCAUCAAUGUUUAAUGGUGAAACCCUGUAAUUUAGGGAGUAGCUUUUGUUUGAACAUUUACUGCUGCUGUGAUGGUGAUAAUAUUCUCUAUCACCCAACUGGGAUUUUCAAUAUUUUAGCACCUACUGUAGAAUAUCACCGCUUUUUAACAUAGAAUUAGACUUAAAAACACACCAAAUGAUAACAUUAACUAUCGCAGCACCCGAUAAAGUGUUUUAUGGUCCAGAAAAUAUGGUAGUACCACUGUAAGGGUCAAAGGUAUUGUAAAAGCUGUUUGCUCUCUCUCUCUUUCUCUUUCUCUGUCUUUCUCUCUCUCUCUCUCAUUCCCUCUCUCUUUCACUCUCUCUCUCUCUCUCUCUCUCUCUCUCUCUCUCUCCAUGGUGCUAACAUGCUCAUUAUCUAUUAGGCUACUUAUUGGUGUUCCAUGCAUGACGUAUUCAUAUUUAACUUUUGGGUCAGAGAGUUGCUUGAUAUGAAAUCAUUAAGUUGACCGUCAUCCAACUGGGCAACUCUCGCCUCUGUUCCCGGGGGAUUCAUAGCACCGCCUCAUCAUGGACGAAAAAAAAAGAUCUCGGCUAAAGAAACCUAAGAAAGCUGGAGCAAUUAGCAUCAAUUAAAAAAAAACAAACAAAAAAAAAUAAACGUUGUAUUUAUGUAAAUACAAGAUUCUGUGGACAAUACAUCAGGAUACAGGUUUGUCCGUAUGCGUGUGCGCGUGAGUGUUUCGUCCCUGUUUGUCCUCUAGCAUGAGAAAGACCUAAACUGGACUUUGAGACAUCUUUCUCUGCCCCUUUAUUCUCCGAGAAACAAAACUAGAACCUGACACCUACUGAAUGAGACUGCAGGAAGUGCAUACUGCUUGGAGGGAAGUCCUAUGUGCAGAACUUUUCCUGGCAUCCUCGCUGUGAGAGAGAGAGAAAAAAAAAACGAAACGAAGGAAGUGGGGGAAAAAAGUAACCUGAAAUCCGAGAACUGCUCUCGUGAAGAGCGUUUCUGUAUAGAGCUACGGGAACUCGAGUCUACAAAGUCUACAUUUUUUUUAUAUAUAUAAAGAGGGCACAUCCCUGAAAAGAGAAAAAAAUGGUGUAAUGUCUAGAUAUUUCUCACAGUCAGUGAUUCUUAUUUUACUGAACUAUGGCCAUACUUGUUAUCAGAGAAAGGUGUGUUAAAUCCUUUCCUCUCCACGCAAAAUGUGGUUUUCACAACAACCGAUUGUUUCAGUCGCAUUAGGUGAUUUUUCAAAUGUGGAAUCAUAUGAAAUAAAAAUGUUUGCGAAUCUUGAAUCACUUUCUUUAAAUUCCAUAAGGAAGAAGACUUUAGCCAUAUGUCCCGAAUUUUAUUAUUAUUAUUAUUAUUAUUAUUUGCUUAUUUUUAAUACAUUGUUUACAAUGGUAUUGAUUUUUAUUUUAUUUUAUUUUAUUUUUUAAACAUGGUUGCCAUUUACAUAGAACAGUCAGAAUAUAUUCCCAUUCUUACUUAAUGUUAUUGUAAAGUGUUCCCGUGAGAUGAAUUUAAAUAUGUGUACAUUGACAGAGGAAAAAAAUACACUUGGUUAUAUACUUCUUA
Molecule: messenger RNA, 9023 nt
Organism: Hemibagrus wyckioides
Lineage: Eukaryota; Metazoa; Chordata; Actinopteri; Siluriformes; Bagridae
Gene: nrxn2a
Product: neurexin 2a
Exons: 23
Coding region: 722-5704 (1660 amino acids)
Source: RefSeq, a predicted model, not a curated record